Rangifer tarandus platyrhynchus (Svalbard reindeer) is the source of this 1317-nucleotide messenger RNA. Lineage: Eukaryota; Metazoa; Chordata; Mammalia; Artiodactyla; Cervidae. The record is from the annotation of a GenBank genome assembly.
AUGCCGAUUCCUCCUCCGCCUCCACCCCCGGGUCCUCCUCCACCUCCCACUUUUCAUCAGGCAAACACCGAGCUGCCCAAGCUGAGUAGAGAUGAGCAGCGGGGUCGAGGCGCCCUCUUACAGGACAUCUGCAAGGGCACUAAGCUGAAGAAGGUGACCAACAUUAAUGAUCGGAGCGCUCCCAUCCUUGAGAAACCCAAAGGAGGCGGUGGUGGUUACGGUUCUGGAGCAGCUGCCCUGCAGGCCAAGGGAGGUCUCUUCCAAGGAGGAGUGCCAAAGCUGCGCCCUGUGGGAGCCAAGGACAGUUCAGAGAACCUGACUGGUAAACCAGCCCUCCAAGUCCCCAGUUCCCGAGCUGCUGCCCCGAGGCCUCCAGGGACCACAGCCAGUGGGCGUCCUCAAGAUGACACAGACAGCAGCCGGGCUUCACUCCCAGAGCUGCCCCGGACGCAGAGACCCUCAUUACCGGACCUCUCUCGGCCCAAUCCCACCAGCAGUACGGGGAUGAAGCACAGCUCCUCCGCCCCUCCUCCGCCUCCCCCGGGGCGGCGUGCCAACGCCCCCCCCACGCCCCUGCCUAUACACAGCAACAAGGCCGUGGCCUACAACAGAGAGAAACCCCUGCCGCCCACGCCCGGACAGAGGCUUCACCCUGCUCGAGAGGGACCUUCUGCUCCACCCCCAGUCAAGCCGCCUCCUUCCCCUGUGAAUGUCAGAUCGGGACCAAGUGGCCAGUCUCUGGCGCCUCCUCCGCCUCCUUACCGCCAGCCUCCUGGGGUCCCCAACGGACCCUCCAGCCCCACGAAUGAGUCAGCCCCCGAGCUGCCACAGAGACACAAUUCUUUGCAUAGGAAGACUCCAGGGCCUGCCAGAGGCCUGGCGCCUCCUCCACCCACCGCAGCCUCCCCCUCUUCACAGAGUAAUAGGCCACCUCCCCCAACCCGUGACCCUCCCAGCCGGGGAGCAGCUCCUCCACCCCCGCCACCAAUGAUCCGAAAUGGUGCCAGGGAUGCUCCCCCUCCCCCCCCACCAUACCGAAUGCAUGGGUCAGAACCCCUGAGCCGAGGAAAGCCCCCACCUCCGCCCUCAAGAACGCCAGCUGGGCCUCCUCCGCCACCGCCGCCCCUGCGGAACGGCCACAGAGAUUCCAUCACCACUGUCCGGUCUUUCUUGGAUGAUUUUGAGUCAAAGUAUUCUUUCCAUCCAGUCGAAGACUUUCCUGCUCCAGAAGAGUAUAAACACUUUCAGAGGAUAUAUCCCAGCAAAACAAACCGAGCUGCCCGUGGAGCCCCACCUCUGCCCCCCAUUCUCAGGUGA